CUAGAGAUUUCCAUCGCACACCUCUCUAGUCUCCAUCUGUCGGGACGCCGCAUCUCGCUUUCUACCAGUUGCUUUGUCUCGCUUUCAUCCUCUCCGCGUCACUUGGGUUUCGUCAGCGUCAAGUACUCCGCUUCCGCCCGAAGACUUCGCCUUCUCUUGGCUUGCUCACCGGCUACGUCUCUUUGAUCCUAUUGCUUCGGUGCGUGGAGAUUGAGAUCUAAACGACAACUAUUUUCUUUUGGUUAACCGGUUCGCAAGAAGUGCAGAUGCACAUCUGGUUCCAAAUUUGUGCUUCGAUCGUAUCUAGCUGCCAGCUUGGUCGUCGACACGUUUAUUUCCAUAGUUGUGCUCCCAUUCUUGCUUCGCCGAUUGUUUCGUUUUGGUGCACAGCUGAUCUCGUUUGUGUCAAAUGCAUAAGGUUGUCUCAGGUCGGAGAUUUCCAGUUGUGCUCAUUGCGACCAAGACGAAGAAGACGACGACGAUCCGUCCACGACGACCGUCUCCUCCACGGGCGUAUUGACGCCACAACCCGCUAUGGGUACCUUGAGUUGGCCAUCGAGCAGAUGGCAGAGACCGCAGAUGCUAGCAACGCACUUGACCAUGGGCUUCACUACCUUCGGUCAACCGGCAAUGCAUGUGCGGCGAGGGCGCUGUUAUGGUGGGGAUGGGAUAACUCUGAUGCUCACGCUGAGUUGUAUACACAAGAUGAAGUACCUAGCCUUCCGGUCACACAAAACUCUCCAACAACAUCUUUGGCGAAACUAUCUACCUGUAGCAACGAAAGAAACGAGGGUGAUGACCAACGUACAAGUGAACUCAACAAGCAAGAUUUAUCAUCACCACCGAAAAGGUAUUUGCUUUUUGUGCACCUAUCAGGAUCACCAUCACUUUUGGACCAUGAAUGCUAGCUUUUAGCCUAUUUGUGGAUCUAUACAUAUGGACUUAACACCUGCAAGCACACUGUUGCUAGGUCUUGAUGUACGGUGGUUGAAUGCUACUUACUAUAUAUUUUUUAUUGUAGUCUAAAUUAACUC
Zea mays is the source of this 1034-nucleotide messenger RNA. RefSeq lists its product as uncharacterized. NCBI's taxonomy places the organism in Eukaryota, Viridiplantae, Streptophyta, Magnoliopsida, Poales, Poaceae. The record is from RefSeq and is marked predicted.